AUCAACGAUAGCAUCGUCACGAGCGGAGAGUCAACUGCAAGCAUCAAAAUGUUGAAAGAGUUAGUGAGGGAGCGACUAAUUGCUGCCGCCGACGAAAUCUUCAGCUUGUUUGAAAGAACGAUAGCGUCGUACGAGGAGCAACUUUGUCGGGCGAGAGAGGAGAACGAGAAACAACGACGACAACUGGAAGAUGUCAGCAACACUAAGAUGUUGCUACACGUCCAAGACGUCCAGCUGCUGAUAGGGCAUCAGGAAGAACUUCCGCCGUCAGCCGCCAGGUUGGAGCACGACGAUCGAAAGCAACCGCAUGUCAAAGAGGAAGAGGAGGGUCCACAGCUGCCCCACAUUAAGGAAGAACAGGACAUCAAUUUGCCGCUGGCUGUUAUCUCAGAGGGCGACCAAGAAGAAGCACCCGACUGGUCACAGCUUCAACAUGACCACCAUGGAAGACCACCACCAGACAUCCACUUAGCUCCACAUUUUGGCCACACAGAAGGAUCUUUGAGGAACGAUGCAGUCUCCGACAACAAACGGUUGAUAAACGCUGAAAAGGAGACAACUCUUAACAACCAGAACACUUCUCAGACACGCAGGAAACGUCGCACAGCUAUAAAACGUUUCAGCUGCUCAGUUUGUGGCAAAAACUUUUGUUAUGGGUACAAUUUGACUCUACACAUUGCAACACACACGGGAGAACACCGCUUUAGAUGCACAGUUUGUGGUGAAGGAUUCAUUAAAAAGGCAAAUAUGUUAUCGCAUAUGAGAAAACACACGGAAGGAAAACCCUUUAGUUGUCCCAUUUGUGCUAAAAAAUUUCCUCAAAAGGUACAUAUGGACUCACACAUGAGAAUACACACGGGAGAAAAACCCUUUAGUUGCUCAAUUUGCGCUAAAAGAUUUACUCAAAAGGUACAUAUGGAUUUACACAUGAGAGUACACACGGGAGAAAAACCCUUUAGUUGCUCAGUUUGCGGUCAAACAUUUGCUCAGAAACAAAAUAUGAACACACACAUGAGAAUACACACAGGGGAAAAGCCUUUUAGUUGUUCAGUUUGUGGCAAUACAUUUGCACAAAAGGUCUCUUUGACGGCACACAAAGCAACACACACGGGAGAGAAACCUUUCACUUGCUCAAUUUGCAGCAAACCCUUUUCUUACAAGCACACUUUGAAAGCACACAUGCAGACACACAAAGGAGGAAAUCCUUUCACUUGCUCCGUUUGGGAUCAGACCGUUUCUAAAAGCUUUGAAAGCAAUGAAAAGAUAUAACAGCACAAUGCUAACAGGAAGAAAUGUGCCGCAAGCAGGCGACAGUAAACCAAAUACAAAACACACAAACAUGAACCAAGAAAUAAAGCACGCAGGCAACCAAAAUUAUGUAUUAUUAUGGCCAUUUGUGUGGGUUACAUUUUUUAACAGUUCCUGUGAGGUUUUACUCAGGGUUAGAAUUGCAAGGGGGCAGUUCAAAUGUUCUCUUAGUUCGUAUCAAUGUGAUAACAAGUCAAAAUAUGUUUUCUGUUGCUUUCAUUCUUUGCAGUAAAAACGAUUUGGAUUCUAACCUCCUUCCUGGCUCAUUCUAACCUCCUUCCUGGCUCUUGUCUUGAGAAAGAUGGCGGCCGUGUGACGUGUGGGAUGCCAUUUUAAGCCGUCUUCGACGCCGCCGCAAGAUGGCGGCCGUGCGAUGUCGCGGAUGUGAUUAGAAGCACCAUCGAAGAAGAAAAAGCCAGAAGUUGGCACGGCUUCAAUUGGAUAGCGACAAAGCGACAGGUUGAAGUUGAAAAGACAACAUCAAUAUGUUGAAAGAGUUGGUAAGGGAGCGACUCAUUGCGGCCGCCGACGAAAUCUUCGGACUGUUUGAGAAAACGAUAGCGUCGUACGAGGAGCAACUUUGUCACGUGAGAGAGGAGAACGAGAAACAACGUCGACGACAACUGGAAGCUGUUUACAAGAGUCAUAUUUUGCUAUGCGCACAAGGUCUUCUCACUAAAUGUCUACUCGACCAUUUAACACAUGGUUGGCAAACUUGUUUUCAUCGUGGGCCACGUAGCGUAGUUCUGGUUGCCGGUUAACGGUGAAACAACAAAUGUUAAAGCUGCAUGCGGCAUCCCCUAAAAAUUAUAUUUGACAUGGCUUGCAACGUUAUGGGGGGCACUUGGGGCAGGAUCUCAUCCAGGACCUGGAGAGGGCAUGCCACCCUUUUCCGACUGAGGACCACGGUCUCAGCCGCUUCACACUCAGCUGCGAACUGCUCCAGUGAGAGUUGGAGGUCACGGCUUGAUUAAGCCAACAGACCCACAUCAUCUGCAAAAAGCAGAGAUGCAAUACUGAGGCCACCAAACCGGACCCCUUCUGUCCAUAAAAGUUAUGAACAGAAUCGGUGACAAAGGGCAGCCUUGGCGGAGUCCAACCCUCACCGGAAACGAGCCCGACUUACUGCCGGAUAUGCGGACCAAACACUCACCCUGGUCGUACAGGGACCAAACAGCCCGUAUCAAGGGGUUCGGUGCCCCAUACUCCCGAAGCACCCCCCACAGGACUCCCCAAGGGACAUGGUCGAACGCCUUCUCCAAGUCCACAAAACACAUGUAGACUGGUUGGGCGAACUCCCAUGCACCCUCGAGGACCCUGCCGAGGGUGUAGAGCUGGUCCACUGUUCCACAGCCAGAACGAAAACCACACUGCUCCUCCUGAAUCUGAGAUUCAACUUCCCGACACCCCUGAAUAGACCUUCCAGGGAGGCUGAGGUGUCCAGAAGUCUUUCUCCAUGGCCUCACUGAACUCCUCCCAUGCCCGGGUUUUUGCUUCAGCCACCAGCAAAGCUGCAUUCUGCUUGGCCAGCCAGUACCCAUCAGCUGCCUCAGGAGUCCCACAGGCCAAAAAGGCCCGAUAGGCUUGACGGCAUACCUCACCAUUGGUGUCCACCAACGGGUUCGGGGAUUGCCGCCUCGACAGGCACCCACCACCUUACGGCCACAGCUCCGGUCGGCCACCAGGCGCCACCAGGCGCUCGCCUUCGAGCCCCACCUCCAGGCCUGGCUCCAGAGGGGGCCCCGGUGAGCCGCGUACGGGCAAGGGAAACCUGAGUCCAUUGUUUGUCGUCAUCAUAAGGGGUCUUUGAGCCGUGCUUUGUCUGGUCCCUCACCUAGGACCUGUUUCCCAUGGACGACCCUGCCAGGGGCAUAAAGCCCCAGACCACUUAGCUCCUAGGAUCAUUGGGACACACAAACCCCUCCACCACGAUAAGGUAACAGCUCAAGGAGGGGCUUUUAGUUGCCCAGUUUGUGGUGAAAAGUUUUGCCCGUAAAUAAACUAUGCGUAGACACAUGAGAAUACACACGGGAGAAAAGCCUUUUAGUUGUUCCGUUUGCAUUGACACAUUUGCUCAGAAGGUCUCACUGACUGCACACAAAGCAACACACACAGGAGAAAAACCUUUCAUCUGCUCAGUUUGUGGUAAAAGCUUUUCUUAUAAGCACGGUUUGAAAGCACACAUGCAGACACACAUGGGACAAAAGCUUCGACAGUGAAAAUGCGUAAGAACUACAAUGCCAACAGACAACAACACCUGAAUGGGUCCAAAACCAACUACAGUAAUUUCCCGCUAGUCACAGUGAGUAGUUGACUCCUAAAAAUGUUUAUAAUUGCUUUUAUUCAUGGUUUAAAUUGUAAAUCCCAAAACAGCCUAAUAUAAUUACAAAUAAAUUUUACAUUGCCCUUAUUAAUAAAUUGGUUACAGAUAAUUUUAUUCUUGUUUUUUUAAUGCACUGUGCAUGUACAUACAUGGACAUGUGGCAAAGACUAAUUUCGUUGCGCAAAAAACGCAAAUAGGUGUGUGUGUGUGUGUGACAGAAAAUAAUGAAUUUGUGAAUAGUGAACCUUGGCGAUGCAGGGAUUACUGUGUGCAAAACGCAGGCAACCGGAAUUGUUUAUGUUUAUUGUGAGCAUUUGGGAGUUCAUUAUAUGGAGUUUUUAAUGCUCACUCGGGGUAUAACAGUCAU
Messenger RNA from Phyllopteryx taeniolatus (common seadragon), 3998 nucleotides. Its product is annotated as gastrula zinc finger protein XlCGF57.1-like. Lineage: Eukaryota; Metazoa; Chordata; Actinopteri; Syngnathiformes; Syngnathidae. The transcript has 2 exons. Bases 49 to 1269 code for a protein of 406 amino acids. Gene Ontology annotation, biological process: regulation of transcription by RNA polymerase II. The record is from RefSeq and is a predicted model, not a curated record. Gene Ontology annotation, molecular function: RNA polymerase II cis-regulatory region sequence-specific DNA binding; DNA-binding transcription factor activity.